Messenger RNA from Penicillium roqueforti, 1092 nucleotides. Its product is annotated as putative acyl-CoA:6-aminopenicillanic-acid-acyltransferase. The transcript has 3 exons. The record is from RefSeq and is a predicted model, not a curated record. Lineage: Eukaryota; Fungi; Ascomycota; Eurotiomycetes; Eurotiales; Aspergillaceae. The coding region runs from base 1 to 1092 and encodes 363 amino acids.
AUGCAGCCCAAAGAUGAGCCAAUCAAGCUGAAGCUCCAGGGAUCUCCUCGAGAAAUCGGGCUACAGCAUGGCCGAGGGUUACGGGACCAAAUCCACAGCCAGAUAUCUAUCUACGAUGCCAUGUUCCAGCAUACCUCAAAUCUAGCCUGGAAAGAUGUGCGCGAAGUCGCAACUGAAUUUCAGCCCACACUUCAGAACCUAACGCCUGAUCUGUUUACGGAGAUGGAGGGUAUCGCAGAGGGCGCCGGGUUAGAUGUGCUUGACAUAAUUGCGCUGAACUGCCGAAGCGAGAUAGCGCUAGGACGAUUCUCCGAUGGCUGCACGGCACUAAGCUGGAAGAAAAGCGAGGCGACGCGAGUGCUCGCGCAGAAUUGGGACUGGACGCAGACUGUCAAGAAGAAUCUAGCGAUGGUAUCGAUUGAGCAGGUUGGAAAACCCACUAUCUAUAUGGUUACCGAGGCAGGAAUCGUUGGCAAGAUAGGAUUCAAUACCAGCGGCGUUGGAACUUGUCUCAAUGCAAUCCGCGCCAAACCGAUGAUUAGCAGCAAGAUCCCGAUCCACGUUGCGCUUCGGUUGUGUUUGGAAAGUACUUCUGUCGACAACGCCGUGAAUACCAUCGAGUCUCUGGGUGGUGUCGCCUCUGCUCAGCAUAUUCUUUGUGCAGACAGUACCAAAGCCCUAGGGCUUGAGCUGUCGCCAGUUGGAGACAAACAUAUCUCCGAGGAUGCAUCGGGGAUUAUCGGCCAUACCAAUCAUUUCCUUGAGAACCGCUAUGUGAAUGAGCCACCGUGGCUGUCCGGGUCACCUAUCCGGCUCAAGCGGCUAGGAGAGUUGACGCAGGAGUUAAUACAGGGUGGUGUCCAGGGCGACACUAUUACCCCGGCUGUGUUGCGAGAACAUGUCUUCUCUGAUACGUAUAACCAGCCUCAGUCAAUAUGUUGUCAGGAGGACCCAUCGCGUCAUAUCUCAAAUAGGAGUAGUACUUUGUUCAACAUUAUUAUGAACUUGGACCUGGGGAAUCUCGGCGCAGAGGUGGUCUUUGGCCGGAUUGGGUCUGGAGAGGAAGGGCCUGUGUUGACAAUGCCUUGGUGA